Messenger RNA from Nelumbo nucifera (sacred lotus), 4233 nucleotides. Its product is annotated as putative disease resistance RPP13-like protein 1. NCBI's taxonomy places the organism in Eukaryota, Viridiplantae, Streptophyta, Magnoliopsida, Proteales, Nelumbonaceae. Gene Ontology annotation, molecular function: ADP binding. The record is from RefSeq and is a predicted model, not a curated record.
ACAGGUUUCAUAAUAAAUGAAUCUAUGGUCUACGGCAGAGAGAAAGAUAGGGAUGAGAUAGUUCAUCUGUUACUAUCAGUUGAACGAACUCACAAUGAGCUCCCUGUUAUUUCCAUAAUUGGUAUGGGUGGAGUUGGCAAGACCACCCUUGCUCAACUCGUAUACAAUGAUGCAGAUGUAGCAAAUCAUUUUGAUCGUAGAGUGUGGGUUCAUGUCUCAGAGGAGUUCAACGUAGUGAAGUUAACAAGAGCAAUUAUUGAGUCCGCCACCGGAGAUCCCUGUUAUCUUCGUGAGUUAGCUCCACUUCAAGCUAAACUCUACAAGUUAUUAAUGGGGAAGAAAUUUUUGCUUGUUCUGGAUGAUGUUUGGGUUGAGAACUAUAUUGCCUGGGAUUCUCUAAAAAUUCCAGCUGGGGUACAAGGAAGUAAAAUUCUAGUGACCACACGAAAUGAAAUUGUUGCUUCGAAAGCUACACGCUCUGCUCAUGCUUAUAAACUUAACAUCUUAUCAGAUGAUCAUUGUUGGUCACUGUUUAGACGCCAUGCAUUUAGAGAUGAAACCUUGGCUUCUUCAAACUUGGAAUUGAUUGGCAAGGAAAUUGUAAAGAAAUGUGAAGGUUUGCCUUUAGCAGCAAAAGCACUUGGAAGCCUUUUGUUUGGAGAAACAGAGGAAAAAAAAUGGAACGACAUCUUGUACAGUGAAAUCUGGAAAUUACCCAAUGAUCCAAUUAUUCCUGCCCUGAGAUUGAGCUACUCUCAUCUUCCUGGGAAUUUAAAGCGAUGCUUUUCAUAUUGUUCCAUAUUCCCUAAAGGUUAUGAAUUUGAUAGGGAGAACUUAAUCCUUCUUUGGAUGGCUGAACGUCUGCUGGAACCAGAACAGGGGAAAGAAUUGGAGGACAUUGGUGAUGAAUAUUUUAACCAUCUACUUCAGGCAGCAUUCUUUCAACAAUCAAGAUUCAAUAAAUCCACAUAUGUGAUGCAUGACCUCAUGAAUGACUUAGCAAGAUUUAUCGCAGGGGAAACCUACCUAUGGUUGAAGGAUGGAUCCAAUGCUGGAAAUAUUUCUAGAAAGGCUCGGUAUUGCUCAUACUAUCGUGGACAGUAUGAAGGGCUAAAGAAAUUUAACAUCUUUGAUAAAGUUGGGGAUCUGCGCACAUUCUUACCCUUAAAACAACAGUAUUUUCAGUAUGAGCAUGAGCACUUGUACCUUCCUAAACAGGUCAUCCAUGAUCUGUUUACCAAACUAAGAUGCUUACGUGUGUUAUGUUUGAGUUAUUAUUACAUUACUGAGUUGCCAGAUUCCAUAAGCAAUUUGAUCCAUCUGAGGCUUCUUGAUCUCUCUUACACUCCAAUUAGAAGAUUACCGGAAUCAAUAUGUUCACUCCACAAUUUACAGACACUGUUACUUGAUGGUUGCCGAGAACUCAAAUGGUUGCCAAAUAAUACAGGGUGCUUGAUUAACCUCCGGCAUCUUAAAAGAAAUGAAUGCCAAUGUUUUAGUGGAUUAGUUGUACCAGGAAUAUGUAGAUUAACGAAUCUCAGAACUUUGUCUAGUAUUUCUUUGUACCUAGACAGGACAAGCUUGGGCUUUAUAAGUGGUAUUGUUAGGGUUUCUGAGUUGGAGCAUUUGUCUUUGCUCCGAGGGAAUAUUUGCAUUUCCAUAGAUGCCACCGUCGUGGAAAGCCUUCACGAAGCGGAAAGGCUAAAGCAUAUGCAAAACUCAGUUAUGAAGGAUAAGCAGCACCUUCGUGGGCUAGAACUACUUUGGAAUUGUCUUGAACAGAGCUUCACUAAUUUACUGAUCAAGUUGUUAGAGCCUCAUACGAACCUACAGGAGCUCACAAUCAAAGGCUAUCUUGGCAAUAGCUUUCCACAGUGGACAGGGACAUUUUCUCAUCUCAGCAAGCUUACAUUAGAAAGAUGCCACCGUCUAACUGGGAACUUGCCUUGCUUCCCCAACUUGGUCAGAUUAGAGAUAAAGGACUGUGGCCAAUUGACUUCUCUUGGAGAAGUUAUUCCAUCUGAUGCCCAUUUGCUUGAUGUUGGGCAAAGAGACAAGAAAAUGGCUCAACCAUCAUCAUCAUCAUCUAGAGCAUUUGAUGAACAACAUGGCCUGCAGGAACUCGUCAUUUGUAAUUGUCCAAAGUUGACAGAGCUACCGGGCUUCUUGGAUGCAUUGACAAAUCUUAUAUUGUAUGGAUGUAAUAGAUUGAUUACACUUCCAAUGCUUCCAUUGCUCGGAGAAUUGGACUUGGCAGGACCAUGUAACGAUGCCAACAAUCUACUGACAAGCGUUGCUAGCAUCAAUUCACUCUAUUCUUUGCGUAUCUCUCGUUUUUCAAGGCUGCAGCAUUUACCCAAGGGACUUCUGCAAGGCUUAGUGCCGCUUCAAGAUUCGGAGAUUUCUGAUUGUGACAUGCUCAAUGCUCUGAGUGACGAUUUGGGCUUCCAGCAUCUUUCUUCUCUUAGCCGUUUAGAAGUUAAGCAAUGCCCUGAACUGCUAUCCUUUCCAAGGAAUGGCUUACCAUCUGGACUUCAAUUUCUGCGUCUCUCAAAUUGUGAUAAACUUGAAUACUUGCACCAACUGGGUUUGCUCACUAAUUUACGACGUCUCUCAAUCAUCCACUGUAAUGAGAUCCGGUUCUUGCCUGAUGAUUUAUACAAUCUCGUAUCUCUUCACGAUUUGAAGAUUGAAUCAUGUAGUAAUUUCAUGUGCUUCCCAAAGACAGGACUGCCCUAUAAGCUUGAACGCCUUGAGGUCAAAUAUUGCAAGGCUGUAUCUUUCCUAUCAACAUGGCUGUUGUGCAACCAGCCAUCUCUCAAAUAUUUGAUUAUUGUUGGGUGUGAUCAUCUUAAAUCCAUCCCAAUAUGUGGUUCAAAAACAUCACUCAAGGUCAUUCAGAUCAAAUAUUGUCAGGAGCUCAAAUCCCUAUCUGAUGAUUUCCACAACCUUGCUUUUCUUGAGCAUUUAGAAAUCGAAGGUUGUCCGUGUCUUAGAUCCCUUCCACAAUUAGAAGCUCUACCCACCACCAGCACCCUGCGUUCGGUUUGGAUCUCUAAAUGUGAGAACCUCAAGUGUCUGCCAAAUUACAUGCACAAUCUUCCGUCAAUUCAAGAGCUGCGAAUCUGGGAUUGUCAGAAAGUGGUUUCGUUUCCUGAGGAGGGAUUGCCCAACAAUCUACGUUCCCUUUCCAUCAGGUUUUGUGGAAAGCUUGCAUCUCUGCCCAACCACUUGCCCGAGUUGACAUGUCUUCAAGAAUUGGAAAUCUGGGGCUGUCCUAAGCUUGCAUCCUUUCCCCAGGACGGUUUGCCGAGCAACUUAACUAUGCUUUCCAUCAAGGACUGCGAGAACAUUGGCCUCCUAGUCAAUUUGGGACUGCACAGACUCACAUGUCUUAGGAACCUAACCAUUGCAGGAUUUACUGAUCCUUCCACCUCUUUUGAAUCGUUGCAGCUACCCACUACCCUUUCAUCUCUUUGUCUUGAGCGUUGCUACAAGCUGAUAUCCCUUCGCAGUUGGCUUCCAAACCUUACAUUCCUUGAAAAAUUGGUAAUCAUAAGGUGUCCCAAUGUCGCAUCCUUGUCAAAGGUGGAGCUUCUUAACCAGCUUUCUUAUCUUGAAAUACAGGUUUGUCCCUUGCUCGAAAGACAGUGCCUCAAGGGUAAUAGGAAGGCUUGGUCCAAAGUGGCACAUAUUCCUUACAUAAAGAUUGACCAAGAGGUAAUAUGAAGAAAUUACGACCAGAGGAGAGAUGCUUUGCAAACAAAAAUGCUUAUAUUGCCCUUCAUCAGUUUUGCUUGUUCCAAGUCUCAUAUCGUAGGAUUUAUGCAACUUUGAUGCCAACAUUUCACACCUACUUGGCAAAUGUCAACUCGUCAAUUUAAUUAUGUAAACAUGAGAUUCAGUCUUUCAUUGAUUUUCCAUUUCCCUGCAAAGUUGAGGCUUAAGAAAGAAAUCUCAAAUGUUUGCUUUCUCCUUCUAGGUUCUGGAUGCAUAUACCUGUAGAAUUAAAUCAUGAUAGAAGAAUUUUAAACUGUAGAAGUAAGAAGGUGAAGGUAAGGAUAGUAAUGUGAACACUGAACAGAUUGGAGAACUGUUUAGCCUUGAAGUUUGUGAUAAUCCAUUUUCAUGGCUUUCAUCCAGGUUGGGCUUUGGUUAACUAUCACCCAAGACAAGUUGAAGCAGCAUAGAAUAUUUAGGCCUUGUUCGUUUUUCGGUAAAUUAUUUACCCAG